AAUUGAAGAGAAUGAGGGGAGUAAAGAAGAGAAACAUCAUGUCAAAAUUGAGGAAAAAACUCAUUUACAGACUGAUGGUAUUUUGAAAAAAAAAGACGAAAAUUGUUUCACCUGCACUCAAUGUGGAAGGAAUUUUGGAAGAAAAGGCGAUCUUAAGAUUCACAUGAGGAUUCACACGGGAGAGAAACCAUUCACAUGCACUCAGUGUGGGAAGAGUUUUAGCAAAUCAUCAUCCCUUAAUCAACACAUGAGGAUCCACACUGGAGAGAAACCAUUCACAUGCACUCAGUGUGGGAACAGUUUCAGCUACUUAUCAUCCCUUAAUAAACACAUGAUCAUCCACACUGGAAAGAAACCAUUCACAUGCACUCAGUGUGGGAAAAGUUUUAGCCAAUCAUCAUCCCUUAAUUACCACAUGAUGAUCCACGCUGGAGAGAAACCAUCCGCAUGCUCCCAGUGUGGGAAGAGUUUCAGUUGCUCAUCUUACCUUAAUAAACACAUGAGGAUCCACACUGGAGAGAAACCAUUCUCAUGCACUCAGUGUGGGAAGAGUUUCAGCCAAUCAUUAUUUCUUAAACAACACAUGAGGAUCCACACUGGAGAGAAACCAUUCUCAUGCACUCAGUGUGGGAAGAGUUUCAGCCAAUCAUCAUCCCUUAAUCACCACAUAAGGAUCCACACUGGAGAGAAACCAUUCACAUGCACUCAGUGUGGGAAGAGUUUCAUACAAUCAUCACAAUUUAACCGACACAUGAGGAUCCACGCUGGAGAGAAACAAUUCACAUGCACUCAGUGUGGGAAGAGUUUCAGCAAAUCAUCAUCCCUUAAUAAACACAUGAGGAUCCACACUGGAGAGAAACCCUUCACAUGCACUCAGUGUGGGAAGAGUUUCAGACGCUCAUCUCACCUUAAUCACCACAUGAGGAUCCACACUGGAGAAAAACCAUUCUCAUGCACUCAAUGUGGGAAGAGUUUCAGACGCUCAUCAUCUCUUAAACAACAUAUGAGGAUCCACACUGGAGAGAAACCAUUCACAUGCACUCAGUGUGGGAAGAAUUUCAGCCAAUCAUCAUCCCUUAAUCACCACAUGAGGACCCACACUGGAGAGAAACCAUUCACAUGCACUCAGUGUGGGAAAAGUUUCAUACAAUCAUCACAACUUAACCGACACAUGAGGAUCCACACUGGAGAGAAACCAUUCACAUGCACUCGGUGUGGAAAGAGUUUCAGUCGCUCAUCAUACUUUAAUCUACACAUGAGGAUCCACACUGGAGAGAAACUAUUCUCAUGCACUCAGUGUGGGAAGAGUUUCAGAUGCUCAUCAUCUCUUAAAGAACACAUGAGGAUCCACACUGGAGAGAAACCAUUCACAUGCACUCAGUGUGGGAAGAGUUUCAGACAAUCAUCAAACUUUAACAGACACAUGAGGAUCCACACUGGAGAGAAACCAUUUACUUGCACCUAAGCCACGGUUACAGUGGACCGUUCUCCCCAUAGACUUCCAUUCAUAUGCACGCAAAUGCGUCAGACUGUAAACGCAAGUUUGUGGGUCAAGUUUUGCAGUUCACUGCAUUGCAGAGUUCAAGCUAGGUGAACUCUGACCUACGAAAUCGCAUUACUUGACUGUGUGAGACCAAUCGAAGAUCAAAACAUGACCUCUCUGGACAAUCGCUCACUUUUUUUAAUGUCUAAUCAUCUUUUUUAAUCCCGCCCCUUUUCGCAGCGCAAAAUGUCGCAUGCUCAAAAGUGUGACCGCAGCUUCGAUGUGGGAUGAGUUUCAGCAGCUCAUCAGAAAUUAACCUGUUAAGCUUUUGGGCUAUUUUGAGUAUUUCCGCCUGAAUUUGGCCUUCCGAUUUAAAAAGCUUUCCAUAACCACAUGCAGAGGAAUAAAUACAAAAGUUUGGUAUAAUUUUAAAAGAAAUCCUUUAAAAUUUCAUAAAAUACUGUUUUAUAUAAACUGAAGUUAGAAAAUGUGUAACUCAGGCCUUGAGUGCUCCAUCAAAAUUCCAUUUCUUUCCAGCAGGUAUCAGUAAACACAAGAAAAAUACAUUUCUCCCUAUAAUAAUGCAUGCAAGAGUUAUUCUAUUCCAACUGGAAGAAGGUAACAUGCCAAAAAAAAAAAGUAUUUUCCCCUACCUAAAUUUAAAGUCUCACCACACCCACAUACAGAACAAUAAAUGCUUUAUCUUAAUGUCAUUUUAAAGAAACCCCUUUGAAAUUCAAAAAACACUGCUGUUAAAUGCUAACUAUUAUUAUAUAUGUUUUCUGUCCUAUAAUGAACCACCUCAACACAAACAGCUUAGUUUUUUUUUUUUUGUUUUAAAGCAAGUCUUAGUGCAUAACUCAGGCCCUGUGUGCUCUAUAAAACUGUGGUCAGUUUUUGUUUGUUACCAGCAUAUGUCAGGACGCACGAGAAAAACUUAUUUUGUCUUAAUCAUGUAGUAUGCAAGAAUCAUUUUAGUUCAACCGAAGGGUGGGAAAAAACAACAAGAGUUUCCUACUUGUCAAAAGUGAAAAACAAGAUAUUGUAUGGGUUAUUAUCACAAAAAUCAUAAUUUUACUUCUUAAUAACCAUAUCAAAAUUAUAACACUAUAUCAAAAAAAGCAAAUAGCACAGUAGUACUUUUUUUCAAUGUCCAAACGGCCUUCAUACUUUAAAUGUAAAAUAAAUAAUGUACAAAUAUAUAUAAA
Messenger RNA from Danio rerio (zebrafish), 2691 nucleotides. Lineage: Eukaryota; Metazoa; Chordata; Actinopteri; Cypriniformes; Danionidae. The record is from RefSeq and is a predicted model, not a curated record.